GUGCAGUCUGUGUGUGGUACAAGCAAGCGUUGGAGAAACUGGGGAAAUCGAAUGCAAGCAAUUGCUUCCUUACAACAUCCAACUUUUCUACGAUUUAACCUCUUAUAACUUACAAAAUUGUAUUUGGAUUUACUAAGAGACUCGUCAAUAAUUUCAUUGAGCCAAUAAAGGCUUUCUUGGAAGUUUUAUGCGGUCAACAACUCGUUCUACUCGACGGCUCUCGGACGUCUGAUCGGAAAGGCAUUGUCGAGGCAGGUCGUGCGGCGCCACGAGAUCACCGGAGUUCCAAAGGGCUCGGCUGGGACAAGGAUUCCAUGUAACCUGCGAUUACUUUUGGAUAAUUUUUUUUCAUUUUCAUAAGGAAGGUUACCAGCCGAGGAUUGUGAAAAUUCGUUCAACAGAGGGAUUAUUGCCGUCGUAGGGGAGGGGAAUUGAUCGAGACAAAGGAAAGGGGCUUAAAAUCAACAAAAAUCGAGAGAUCCGAGGGUCGAAGUGUGCUCUCCGCCGCGGAGGAUUGGGCUUUGUCCGACGGCUUGUGCGCACAGGGAGGGGUGGCGGACUAUCGCACAUCUACUCGGAUUACUGAAGUAUCCCCCGAUUUCCCUCAUAAAAGGAUACAUUCAAGAUGUAUCCACAGGGCCGGCAUCCGGCACCACACCAACCAGGGCAGCCUGGCUUCAAGUUCACCGUGGCCGAGUCCUGCGACAGGAUCAAAGACGAGUUUCAGUUCCUGCAGGCCCAGUACCACAGUCUCAAAGUGGAGUACGACAAACUGGCCAAUGAGAAGACAGAGAUGCAGCGUCACUAUGUCAUGUACUAUGAGAUGUCCUAUGGGCUGAACAUUGAGAUGCACAAACAGACUGAGAUUGCCAAACGGCUCAAUGCAAUUCUCGCACAGAUCAUGCCUUUCCUGUCCCAGGAGCACCAGCAGCAGGUUGCUCAGGCUGUUGAGCGUGCCAAGCAGGUCACUAUGACUGAGCUCAAUGCCAUCAUCGGGGUACGUGGACUUCCCAAUCUGCCUCUCACCCAACAGCAACAAACUGUCUACCCAGCCUUCAUGCAGCAGCAGCUCCAGGCUCAGCACCUGUCCCACGCUGCCCACGGUGGGCCACCCAUCCAGAUGCCCCCGCACCCCUCAGGCCUGCAGCCCCCUGGCAUACCCCCCAUCCCGGGCGUGGCUGGCUCUGGCCUGCUGGCGCUGGGCGCCCUGGGCAGCCAGGCCCACCUGCCCUCCGUCAAGGAUGAGAAGAACAACCAUGACCUAGAGCACAGAGGCCUGUCAUCCUUUCACUCCCCCCUGGCGAUCCCUCUGGUAAAAGAACGAGAGUCGAGCACGAAUAACUCGGUGUCUCCGUCAGACAGCCUGCGUGCGGCCAGCGACAAACACCGCAGCUCCUCCGAUUAUAGCAUGGACUCCAAGAAACGCAAGGUGGAGGAGAAGGACAGUAUGAGCAGAUACGAUAGCGAUGGAGACAAAAGUGACGACCUGGUCGUGGAUGUGUCCAAUGAGGACCCAGCCACUCCCAGGGCCAGCCCCGCCCAUUCUCCUCCAGAAAACGGUCUGGACAAAUCACGGGCCCUGAAGAAGGACGCCCCCAACAGCCCUGCCUCCGUGGCCUCCUCCGGCAGCACGCCCUCCUCCAAAGCCAAGGACCACGCCCACAAUGACAAGUCUUCCACGCCGGGCCUGAAGUCAAACACCCCCACACCUCGUAACGAUGCCCCUACACCAGGUACCAGCACCACCCCUGGUCUACGACCCAUCAUGGGCAAGCCCCCGGGCAUGGAGGCACUGGCAGCUCCAGCCCUGCGUACCCCUUUGUCCAUAGCUGGCUCCUACGCCACGCCCUUCGCCAUGAUGGGCCACCACGAUAUGAACGGCUCCCUGACCAGCCCCGGGGUCUACGCCGGCCUCCACAUCUCCCCCCAGAUGAGCGUGGCGGCUGCUGCUGCGUACGGACGCUCGCCCAUGGCGGGGUUUGACCCUCACUCCCACAUGAGACCAGGCCUGCCAGCCAGCCUCACAUCCAUCUCUGGAGGAAAACCUGCCUACUCCUUUCAUGUGAGCGCCGACGGCCAGAUGCAGCCGGUGCCCUUUCCCCCGGAUGCGCUGAUAGGCCCGGGCAUCCCACGACACGCCCGCCAGAUCAACACGCUGAGCCACGGCGAGGUGGUGUGCGCUGUCACCAUCAGCAACCCCACGCGCCACGUCUACACUGGCGGCAAGGGCUGCGUCAAGAUCUGGGACAUCAGCCAGCCAGGCAGCAAGAGCCCUGUGUCCCAACUGGACUGCCUGAACAGGGACAACUACAUCCGCUCCUGUAAGCUCCUCCCUGACGGCCGCACCCUGAUUGUGGGUGGUGAGGCCAGCACGCUGACCAUCUGGGACCUGGCCUCUCCGACGCCACGUAUCAAGGCGGAGCUCACCUCCUCGGCCCCCGCUUGCUACGCACUGGCCAUCUCCCCCGACGCCAAGGUCUGCUUCUCCUGCUGCAGUGACGGGAACAUCGCCGUCUGGGACCUGCACAACCAGACCCUGGUCAGGCAGUUCCAGGGCCACACGGACGGAGCCAGCUGUAUUGACAUCUCACAUGAUGGGACCAAGCUGUGGACCGGCGGUCUGGACAAUACCGUUCGCUCAUGGGACCUGAGGGAGGGACGGCAGCUCCAGCAGCAUGACUUCACCUCCCAGAUCUUCUCUCUGGGCUACUGCCCCACAGGGGAGUGGCUGGCGGUGGGUAUGGAGAGCAGCAACGUGGAGGUCCUUCACCACACCAAGCCUGACAAGUACCAGCUCCACCUGCACGAGAGCUGCGUGCUCUCUCUCAAGUUCGCCUACUGUGGUAAAUGGUUUGUGAGCACGGGGAAGGACAACCUCCUGAACGCCUGGAGGACUCCAUACGGCGCCAGCAUAUUCCAGUCAAAGGAGUCCUCUUCCGUCCUGAGCUGCGACAUCUCUGCAGACGACAAGUACAUUGUGACAGGCUCCGGAGACAAGAAGGCCACCGUGUACGAGGUGAUCUACUAGAAACACCACAGUUUGAACUACUGGCCUGACAAGGGGAGCUGCUAGCCCCUCCCCCUCUUACUUCACUCAUCACACCCCCUAACCUCAAAGACCACCAGGGAUUGGACUACAGACAAUGUCGGCCGAUACCACUCCCGGUUUGGUGCUCAGAAGGCACUAUGAACUGCGAUUGGCAGUUGACCAGGCUAUUAUUGGCUAUCGGCUUGCAUAUCUAACCAACACUUUGGUGCAGACUGUAACCCUAUGGGCACUGAAGAUGUAAAUUGUCUUGCUGUUUUUUUUCUUCAAAAUCUGUUCCUGGGCUUGUUUUUUUUUUGGAGGGUUUCUUUUUUAACGCGAUUAAUGUUUCUGUAAUGUAACUGGAUGAAGCAGCGCUUCGUCUUUCCAACAGUUGCUCCCUGGACGUCUUGUGAAAAUUGUACAUAAUGGAGUAAUAAAGACAUUUUAUAUAUAUAUUAUAAAUAUAUAUAUCUAUUUUCAUGUCCUGGUGUACUUGUGACGUUUUUGCUUUUGGCCUCUCCCUUCUGCUUGAUAUUCAAGGGAGAACAGAAAGUAGAAAACUUUCUUUUUUAAGGAUUUAUUUUUGUUUUGGGGGGGGGGUUGAAGCACAUUCUUCAAUCCAGGCUGACCUUUUUGGACAUCAAAUGGAAAGGUCUCUAGUAACAAAGAGGCUGAAAAACUAAAUGGUCAACCAGAAUGUUUUGUGGAGAUUAAAAUGUCAGUUUUGUGAUGGUGCCCUUUUUUUUUGAGCUACGAAAAUGUCUGGAAAGUGGAGCCUGCCGGCUCAGGCAGAGCCACGGACAGCCGUGGAAUACCACAGGACCCCCGCUUGGACACGGCCUAUCAGAGGAGACUGGGGGAUCAGCGAGAGGAGGAGAACAAUGUAAAUUAAAACGAUAUUAAAGAAACUAACUGUACUACUU
This is a messenger RNA of Coregonus clupeaformis (lake whitefish), 3951 nucleotides long. RefSeq names its product TLE family member 3, transcriptional corepressor b (gene tle3b). Bases 626 to 3028 code for a protein of 800 amino acids. Lineage: Eukaryota; Metazoa; Chordata; Actinopteri; Salmoniformes; Salmonidae. Gene Ontology annotation, biological process: regulation of DNA-templated transcription; negative regulation of canonical Wnt signaling pathway. Gene Ontology annotation, molecular function: transcription corepressor activity; protein binding. Gene Ontology annotation, cellular component: nucleus; transcription regulator complex. The record is from RefSeq and is a predicted model, not a curated record. The transcript is spliced from 22 exons.